Messenger RNA from Pieris rapae (cabbage white), 4093 nucleotides. RefSeq names its product tyrosine-protein kinase Src64B (gene Src64B). Lineage: Eukaryota; Metazoa; Arthropoda; Insecta; Lepidoptera; Pieridae. Gene Ontology annotation, molecular function: ATP binding; signaling receptor binding; non-membrane spanning protein tyrosine kinase activity. The record is from RefSeq and is a predicted model, not a curated record. The coding region runs from base 329 to 1903 and encodes 524 amino acids. Gene Ontology annotation, biological process: innate immune response; cell surface receptor protein tyrosine kinase signaling pathway; cell differentiation. Gene Ontology annotation, cellular component: extrinsic component of cytoplasmic side of plasma membrane. The transcript is spliced from 7 exons.
CCCUCAAUUGAUGCAGUCGCGAUUUAACUGUCUCCGGUGUCGCACGUCGCCGCUUCCAAACAAAAGCUUUUCCGCUCUCGAGCUUUGUCUUCCUAUGAAGUGUCUAUAAUAUGUCUGCGUCUCAUACCAUAUCGUCUGAAUAAGUGUUUGUGUUUAGCUGUAAAUUGGUGACGUUUUUCUGUAGAUAGUUAAUGUUAACGGUUCCGUUGUGUAUCAAUUAGUCAUAAUAUAUGUGGUUAUAUGUUUAUUUUGAUUGACGCUAUGCUACAUACAUCUUAGUAUCGGAAUAACAGAAGCGGCUUGGCGCGGCGUUGCGGGCGGCCGCGCCAUGGGCAACAAGUGCUGCAGCCGCCGUCACGAUCCCGACAGACCUUUGGUAUAUCCAGCAUACAAAAAGAACGAGGCAGGAUUCACGGCGUGUCCAUCACUGGAGACACGUUAUACCGGCGAGCCGAACAAUCGAGCAGUAUCAAGAAGACCUGCAGAUAUCGUCAGGACAAGAAAUCCAGGAGCAUGUAUAUCAAACGGUGGACGUCGAGUGGUAAAAGCGCUAUGCGCCUACACCGCACGCGCAGAAUCCGACAUCUCAUUUCGGAAGGGCGAUCGUAUGGAAGUGCUGAGCGACGCGGAAACUGACUGGUGGAGAGUUCUCCAUCUUACAACGAGACGGGAGGGAUUGGUGCCAGCUAACUUUGUGGCGGAAGAGAGUUCUGUUGAAUGUGAAGACUGGUUUUUCCCCCACGUGUCCAGAAAAGAGGCGGACAAGCUUCUCCUAGCAGAGAUCAAUCCCCGAGGCACGUUCCUGGUGAGGCCCGCGGAGCACAACCCUCACGGCUUCAGCCUUAGCGUCAAAGACUGGGAAGAAGGCAGAGGAUACCACGUGAAGCAUUAUAAAAUCAAGCCAUUGGACAAUGGAGGAUUUUAUAUCGCGACCAAUCAAACAUUCCCCAGUCUUCCUGCUCUUGUUAUGUCUUAUACGAAGAACGCGCUAGGCCUCUGCCAUGUGCUGGCCAGGCCUUGCCCGAAACCCGAGCCCCAAAUGUGGGAUUUGGGACCGGAGUCGCGGGACAAAUGGGAGAUCCCAAGGGCCCAGAUACAGCUGAUCAAGAAGCUGGGGCAAGGGAACUUUGGCGAAGUCUACUACGGCAAGUGGUGCAAUAGUAUAGAGGUCGCCGUCAAAACACUAAGAGAAGGCACAAUGUCGAAGCAAGCGUUCCUCCAAGAAGCCGCCAUCAUGAAGAAGUUCCGUCACAAACGAUUGGUCGCACUAUACGCCGUGUGUUCCCAGCAGGAGCCCGUCUACAUCGUCCAAGAGUACAUGUGCAAGGGUUCCCUACUGGAAUUCCUCAGAAACGGCGAAGGCAAAUCCCUCCACUUCGAAGAUCUAGUCUACGUUGCCGCUCAGGUCGCCUCCGGGAUGGAGUAUCUCGAAUCCAAACUCCUCAUACACCGGGACCUGGCGGCUCGCAAUGUGCUCAUUGGAGAGAAUAACGUCGCCAAGAUAUGCGAUUUCGGUUUGGCCCGAGUGAUAGAAGACAACGAAUACUGUCCCAAACAGGGAUCGCGGUUUCCCGUCAAAUGGACCGCACCCGAAGCGAUAAUCUACGGCCGGUUCUCGAUAAAGAGCGACGUCUGGUCGUAUGGUAUACUCCUGAUGGAGCUCUUCACGUACGGCCAGAUACCAUAUCCGGGUUUGCACGGGAAGGAAGUCAUCGAGCAGGUGGAGAGGGGGUAUAGGAUGCCUAAACCAGUGGGGCACUAUUUGCCCGACGAUAUAUAUAGACUUAUGCUCCAAUGUUGGGACGCGAUACCCGAGAAGAGGCCGACAUUCGAGUUCUUGAACCAUUAUUUCGAAUCGUUCACAGUGACCAGUGAAAUACCGUACAGAGAAGUGCAGGACUAGUGUUGUGAUAUAAACCUAGCUAGUGAUGUGCUUGUGUUGGACGGUGUGUAGGGUCCUUAGCGAAUGAAUGGAUUUGCUUUAGGGGAAGUGUUGGCUGCAAAAUGUUUACGGAUUUAAACGGGUGCAAAAACAAAAUAUGUUUUACGGGAUUAAAACUCGUUUAUUGCAAUUAUUAAUUCAAAACAUAUAUAAUUGUGAAUUAGACUUGUUUUAUUCCGGUAAGUUUAUUUUAUUUUAAAAUCAAAUUCGUAUAUAGAUGUCAACGUACACACAAACUAAAGUACUAUCGGUUUCUAAAUAUGAGGCGUAAUUUCAACGUAUUGUUAGAUUUGCUUUAUCGCGUAGCUCUUACUAAAGAUAUGUUGAUCAAAUAAUGUUUGAUUUCAAUUAAUCUGUCAAAAUGUGUCAACUUGACAGCUGUUGACACUUGGAUUAUUUUUCUAUAACACUCUUUUAUAACAGAGUCGAUGACGGUAGAAAAGCACUCGAAACGUCCAUUCAUAAUUCGCGGUUAAAUUAAAAAUAAUAUUUUAUAUUUGACAAGUAAUUCGAAUUAUUGAAGUAACAAUUUUCUUUUGCAGCAACACUUAACCUAUAACGGCCAUUUUUAGUAUUUUUAUACUGAAGUGAACGAUACAGGAACGUGAGCUUCAUUAUUGGCUUUUCGUAGCGCACGCAUCGAGUCCAAAAAAAUCGCCCGACUGUUUGCUAUGACAAAUAUAUGAAAAUAAUAAACUAAAUCAGUCUUAUUACAUAUUAUUGUCACUCGUCUUUGAUAUAAAAAUAGCGCAAGUUAAUUUUUGUAUGGAAAACUUGCGCUCAGUUUAUUACUAAGACUAAAUUCUUCCUAAACUUUAGUAUGGAAACGACCCCCUAUUAUUAGUGUCAGGAUUAGUCCAAGUAUUACGUAAGCAUUUAUUUAGAGGGAAAGCCCCCUCUUCCACUUUUGAGGAAAAGUAAGCAAACCUCUCAAAAUGAAUACUUCAUAAAUUUUUCAAGCGUUAUACAGUGUGUGUAAUAUGUUAAAAAAGUAAAUAAAUACUGUUGACGUAAUCUCACCAAUUAAGAAUAUCAAAGAUCCCCCGUCCCUAUAGUGCUUACGUAAUAAUUGAACGUAAAUUAAUUAAUUAAUUAAUUUUGAGCUGUCGUAACUGAACUUGUAUUGACGUAUACGAAUGCGUACGUAAGAUAGUUUAAAUAAGACUGAUUUAGUGCUAAAGUGCUUUUUGUGAUCAGCAGAUUGAAUAGCAAUAUUAGACGAUAAUGAUAAAACAAAACACAUAUAAAUAAAACUUUUUUAUAGAGUCUAGAAGCGAAUUUAUUACAUUAUUUACCUGAAGUUUCGAGUGUUCUUAAGCAAUCGAAAGACUCACAAGCUAAAAUUUUAGUGUAUAAUGUUGCCAUUUAUCUCCUUUAAUUUUUUUAAAUAAAAACAGAUAUACCAUUAAAGAAGUUUUAUAUAAAUUAUUGUCUGCAAAAAGCAUUACCAAUCCGUGUUUUUACUUUGUUAUAUAGAUUUUUUUUAGUUUAUGUGUAAAUAAUUGUAGCAAACAGAAUGGGGCUUAUAUUUGUGCGAAACACUAUUUUCUUAUUUAUUAGUAUAGCUUAAGCACGUAGUUAUUUUGCAUCGUAAGCAAUAAAAAUAAAAAAAGCGUUGAAUUUCAUGGUUGAGAAAUCUAGUGAAGUAUAUCCUAUUGAUCCCCAACAAAUCUCUUCUAGACUGGUAUGAUUUGAUCCGAUCUUAAUUCUAUUUCAUUUUUUUUUAAAUGAUUAGUCUUGUAUACAAAAACUUGUUAAAAUUUUUAAACAAAACUAUAAAAAAUUAUAAUGAGUAUGUGUGUAGCUUCUCAACUAUGAAAUUCAUUUAAAUCUAGAUAUUUUCAUAUUCUAAAGUAUGUGAUAUUUUUAUCGCAUUGUAAAUGAUCUGAUAGGCUUCGGUGCGGUUAAGAAAACUGUUAUUUAUCUUGUAUUUGGUUCGAAAUUGUAUGCCUCUAUGUUCUCAAAUAGUUUGCAAAUUGAUCAUGUAAUAUGUCCAAGAGAAUAUUUUUAAUUUGACUCAAAGUACCGCCAAUAAUGAAUGUUUUGGCUCCACGAAAUAGAACUGAGCCUCUACUGUGACCUUUAGCAAGAUUAUAUUCAUGAAUCUAUACAAAUGUUUGGCUUCAAUUUUCAAGGUUCGCAGUUUUUGUA